AUGGCUGCACAAAGCUCAACCUCGUCUCGUAGCAGGGCUUCGUCACAUGGUAGGCUGCUACUUUGUUCCCAUGGUGAGAAGCCAGUGUUGCGAAUCUCAGGGAUGAAGGAGAACCCAGGUCGCAGAUUUUGGGGUUGUGUCUACUUCGAGGUGCAACAAGGCUGCAAUUUCUUUCGUUGGGCAGAUCCAGAUACAGAGGUGGAACAUGCAGAAGUUGCUAGAAUAAGGAAGAAGCUUUCGAUGAUGAAAUCAAGAACCAAAGCGGCAGAGUGGAAGCUGAAGGUCGUUGCAGUGUUAGGAUUUUUUGGGUGGGUUGGGUUUCUUUGUUUGUUGUUGCAGAGUUGGUCUAACGCAACACAACAAUGUGUAAUUCCAUUGAACCUGAUAUGA
Molecule: messenger RNA, 390 nt
Organism: Arachis duranensis
Lineage: Eukaryota; Viridiplantae; Streptophyta; Magnoliopsida; Fabales; Fabaceae
Exons: 2
Coding region: 1-390 (129 amino acids)
Molecular function (GO): zinc ion binding
Source: RefSeq, a predicted model, not a curated record